Molecule: messenger RNA, 1008 nt
Organism: Oikopleura dioica
Lineage: Eukaryota; Metazoa; Chordata; Appendicularia; Copelata; Oikopleuridae
Source: the annotation of a GenBank genome assembly
AUGGCAGACGAAAGAUUCGAUGGUCAAUUCCUUCACAUGGCCCAGUACACUGAAGGGGGAGUACGUGGCCUUGUCGACGUGUUUUUCUCGUUCUUGCGCCGCAAGACCGACUUUUUCACCGGAUCCGAUGAAGAUUUGAAGGAAGCGAAGAAGGUGGCCAGAGAGCUUGUUGACGAGAGAUUCGAGCACCAUGCGAAGAUCGCGUACGCAGAGGCAGAUAGCAAAAAGAAAGAAAAGGCUCGACAACAGAAAAAGCUGGAGGAACAACGAGAGCGGGAACGAAAACGGAUCGAGGAAGAAGCCAAGGCGCCCAAAAUCGUCGAAGUGAGCGAAGAACAGGCCGCCGCGCUCGAGAAAGAAAACUCGGAGAAGAAGGCCGCCGGAGACGCGAAGGGCUUCCCAGAGCUCAAGGAACAGAAGCCGAACUGCGACGAAGAGGAAGACGAAGAAGACAAGAAUUUGUUGAAGCCAAACGCGGGUAACGGCGCAGACAUGGAAAACUACCAGUGGACGCAGACUUUGCAAGAGGUUGAAGUGAGAGUACCUUUCCGCCUCCCAAAGUUGAAAUCGCGCGAUGUCAACGUCAAGAUUCAGAAGAAGCGGCUUUACGUCGCCUUGAAGAAUCAAGAGCCAGUCAUCGACGCGGAAUUUCCAUUUGAAAUUAAGCAAGAAGAAAGUUUCUGGACGCUGAACACGGGUACUCUGACGAUCAACAUUGAAAAAGUGAACCAAAUGGAGUGGUGGAGCCACCUUGUCACGAGCGAUCCCAAGAUUAACUGCAAAAAGGUCAACCCCGAGAACUCGAAGCUCUCAGGUAAGAAGCGAGCGUGUCAGUCAAAGAAAGCGCACAAAGUCGUUCGCAAAACGCCCUCAAAGAGCAAGAUACCCGUCUAUGUGCAGGGCAAGCCCACAACUGAUCAAAAGCUUGAUGAACUCUUGGUAACAGCAACUGUAGCUGGCCUCAUGCCGAUUCAUUUUUUUAUCGUAGAAAAGUUGGAUGGCAUUUAG